AUUUAGAAGGAACUUUUACAAAAUGUUUUGUUUAUCCCAGCUCAUGUUAUGACACCUUUGAGAAGAAAUCAAUAGAUUAAAAUAAUAUUUCCUUAUUUUAUGCAGGGGACAUCUCAAUUUAAGAAAAAUUACAAGUGGAUUUUCUGGCAAUUUCUAAACAGAUGUCUACAUGCCUAAAUUUUACAUAAUUGGAUGAGGAAAUAGAGAAAAACUUUUAAAAGGACAUCAGGAUUAUUUUAGAUACAAUUUUAGUGCAAUUUAUAAAUUAAAAAAGAUAGUUUUUAAUAUAGCAACAGGAAGUAUGAGAUAUUAAAGUUAAACAGGAACUUUACUUUACACCUGAGUUAUCUUAAUGUAUAUCUAGGAGUGAAAAAAUAAUGUAAACACAUUUUUUGUGAAAGAGAAGUAAAUUGGAAAAAAAUACUUUUCUUUUUCACUUAAAAAAGAAUUGUGCAGGAUGUGAUGAGAGAUUAUCUACAGCUGAGGAAACAUGGUAAAUAAAAUGCCAUGAUAUCCAGCCGCACCAAAGACGAUGGAUUCUAAUCAAAGGAAAGACCGUAAUGGAGUCACACAACGGAAUCUCUAUACUUUAGUGUAAGACUUUAACGAAAUGAUUAACUGUACGUCUAAUUGUGAUACAGAAGAGGAAUAUAGACAUCUGCCUACUAUUAUAUUCCUGGCUAUUAUUAUGGUAUUAUUCAUAUUCUUUUCUGUUUUUGGCAAUGUUCUGGUUGUUUUGGCAGUAAUAAAAACACCAUCUUUAAGAGAAGAAAAGUCAAACUAUUUAGUUAUCAAUCUGGCAGUAACGGACAUGUUAAAUGGAGCCACUGUCAUGUUGUCCACGUUUGUUGCUCUAACGACAGAUACUCGUACUGUUCCCUAUUCGUUAUGUAAUUUUAUGUGUGCUGCAAACUAUUGUUUUAUCAUUUCAUCCAUGAUGACAUUGUGUUUCAUCAGUGUAGACCGUUUAUAUGCUGUUGUUUUUCCGUUAAAAUAUUUAGAUUUUAUAACUAGCAAGACCUUGGCAAUACUUAUAGCUGAAUCUUGGAUACAAGGAAUAAUAUUCUCAAUGGUACCAAUAAUAGAAGAUUGGAUUGAGUAUGACUAUCACGAAAUAACGUGUGCAAUACAGUGGCACAAAAAUGGAGAUGAUGCAAUUUAUUACGUUGUCGUGGCAUUCAUUCUGUGUUUUUUAGGACCAGGUCUUGUACUUGGAAUUAAUUAUAUAAAAAUAUUAAAAGAAGCCAAAAAGAAAAUGAAAAUAUGGGCUGUCACAUUACAGACAUCAAAAAACAACUCAGUGAAGAAGAAAGUUAAGAAAGAAAAUGCUAGCGCUAAAACAGUAAGGAGUUUAUUAAUUGUUGUCUGUGCUUAUUUUAUAUGUAUGACUCCAUUCAGUGUAACAAAACUUAUCAAAGUAUCAUCCAAAAGAGAUAUUAUAUCAGGCCCAGUUAAUUCAACAGCAAGCUUAUUUGCCUUCGCCUCUAGUGUUGUAAAUCCAAUGAUCUACGGGAUAUUUAGACGAGAUUUCAGAAGAGCUUUCAAACUCAUUAUGCGCAAAAGACAGUCUGAAAACAGUGUAACCAGACCUUGCAGGACAUCAUAUGCUAUAGACCAAUCAACAACUACUUGAUAACAUAUAUGUACAUAUAUCUAGCAUUCUGUCAUUGUCAAUAUACAUGUACCAGUAAAAUACAAUUA
Molecule: messenger RNA, 1701 nt
Organism: Mytilus trossulus (common blue mussel)
Lineage: Eukaryota; Metazoa; Mollusca; Bivalvia; Mytilida; Mytilidae
Product: octopamine receptor beta-2R-like
Exons: 2
Coding region: 611-1633 (340 amino acids)
Biological process (GO): chemical synaptic transmission; G protein-coupled receptor signaling pathway, coupled to cyclic nucleotide second messenger
Cellular component (GO): dendrite; plasma membrane
Molecular function (GO): neurotransmitter receptor activity; G protein-coupled serotonin receptor activity
Source: RefSeq, a predicted model, not a curated record